GGGAGGUCUGGUCAGGCUGGGCUGAGUCGGGUCCUGAGCGACGCGCUCCAACUACGGAUUUCGGGACGGGCUCCGGAAGUGCUGGGUCGAGACCCAAAUCGGCAUUAAAAUUAACCGAGACAAUCACGCUGCCUUGGAGCCGAGCUUGUAGCCGUGACGGCGGGGAGAAAGACAUAAAGACUUCAGAACUGGGAAAAAUAAAUGGAGAGGUUUUGAGGAUGGUCUGCAUUACAGCAGGGGAGGUGCUGGAUUUCUUAAAAGGAUGAUGAACCACUUUGCACACUGAAGCCAACCCCAGACAGAUUUGGCAUUAUCAGAAGAAUGGUGGACUGUGACAGCAAUCGUGAUCCCACGUUCCAGAGCUCAUGCUGCUCUGUGAACAACAGCAUGAGGGAUAAUUGCAGCAAUCAUGGACAGUACUCCCAUACUGUGUUUGAAGAGAUGCAAGGUUACGAUGUAGAGUUUGAUCCACCAUUGGAAAAUAAAUAUGAGUGUCCAAUCUGUUUAAUGGCAUUAAGGGAGGCUGUCCAAACACCUUGUGGUCACAGGUUCUGCCGAGUCUGCAUUGUGAAAUCUAUUAGGGAUGCUGGACACAAAUGUCCAGUGGACAAUGAGAUGUUGUUGGAAGCCCAACUUUUCCCAGAUAAUUUUGCAAAACGAGAAAUUCUUUCUCUGACAGUCAAAUGUCCUAACAAGGGUUGUUACCAGAAAAUGGAACUGCGACAUUUGGAGGAUCACCAGGAGCUGUGUGAAUACGCCUUUGUCGACUGUCCGCAAUGUGAGUCUGUGCUCUGGCGAAAGGAGCUGCAGCAGCACGUGGAUUCAGACUGUCCCAAGAGACCUGUAGCUUGCGAGAAUUGUGCCAUAUUGAUGCCCUAUCUGGAGAAAAAGGAUCAUGAUCAAAGCUGUCCAUUGGCCAAUAUCACCUGUGAAUACUGUAACAUGGAGCUCAUCAGAGAACAGAUGCCUAACCAUUAUAACCUGGAUUGCCCGAAAGCCCCCGUUCCCUGCACUUUCAGUAGUUUUGGUUGCCCAGAAAAGAUGCAGAGGAACGAUCUGGCGAUGCAUUUGCAGGAUUACACGCAGGCCCACAUGCGGAUGAUGGCUCAGACGCUGCGCAGCGUAAGCACAGGACUGACUUCUCAGAUGUCUUGCAUUGACACGCUGAACUCUGAGGUGGACUUCCAGCCAGCAGUGAUGCCAGGUGUGCUUCAGGCCUCCCACUCCCACAUGCAGCCGUCUCCACAGCAGCCCAUGGCAUCUUCUGUGUCCUGUGACUGCUCGCCCCAGAUUCAAAACCUGAAGGAAACCGUCCAGCAGCUGGAGGGACGCCUGGUGCGACAGGACCACCAGAUCCGCGAGUUAGCUGCCAAGAUGGAGACGCAGAGUAACCAGAUGGUGGAGCUGAAACGCAGUGCCCGCAUGCUGGAGGAGCGCCUGGGUGAGCUGGAGGCCCAGCAGUGCAAUGGGAUUUUCAUCUGGAAGGUGGAAAACUUCAGUGCCCACCUGCUGGCACAGGCGGAGGACCAACCCGUGGUGCUCCACAGCCCUGGCUUCUACACAGGCAAGCCGGGAUACAAGCUGUGCCUCCGCCUGCAUCUGCAGACACCCAGUGCCCAGCGCUGCUCCAAUUACAUUUCACUCUUUGUGCACACCAUGCAAGGUGAGUACGACAGCUACCUGCCCUGGCCCUUCCAGGGCACCAUCCGGCUCUCCAUCCUCGACCAGUCAGAGGGACCCAUCAAGCAGAACCAUGAGGAGGUCAUGGAAAGCAAGCCUGAGUUGCUGGCAUUUCAGCGGCCUGCCCUGCAGCGCAACCCCAAGGGCUUUGGCUACAUCACCUUCCUGCACCUCAAAGCCCUCAGUCAACGCACGUACGUGAAGGAUGACGUGUUGCUUGUCCGUUGUGAGGUGGUGACCCGGAUGGACCAGAACUGGGCAAGGAAAGAUGACUUCCAGCCUCGCUCAGCAGAAGGUGGCCUGUAACCACUGGCCAGAGCCAUGCUGCCACUUAAUAACAUUGUUUUAACUGGGACAGAACUGGAAUUAGUACAAUACAGCCAGCUAGCCUUGUCAACUUACAAAGAAACAGCCAUAUACUUCCUAUAGACACUGAUAUUGAAAGCAGGCUGGCUCAUAACUUGAAUUUUGGGAGUCACUGUCUAUAAUACUUGUAUCAUCGUGAUAGCUAUAGAUGGGCUGCUCCCUUUGAAUUCUACCUACUGUUUAUCAUUCACUGUAUUUUAUACAUAAUUUUAUUUUUAUAAAAGUUUGUUGAUCGUGUAUACAGAUUAGUAGAAGGAUAAGGCCACCCAGUCCCUUGAGUCUGCUUUGCCUUUCAAUUAGAUCGUAGCCGAUCUGAAUGUAAUCUCAACCCUAUAUUCUGUAAUCUCAGUUCUGUAUUUCCAGCUACCUUUGGUAAUCUUUCACCUCUUUGCUCUAUCAAGAACCCAUCUAUGUUCAUCUUAAAUAUAUUCAAGGACUAUUUUUCCACCACUCUCUUGGAAGGGAGUUCUGAAGUUGGGGGUGGGGUUAGGUGAUUCACCUUGUUUGUCUUAUUUUUAAAUAACAAUCCCUGGUUCUAGAUUCUAUCAUGAGAGAAAACUUUCCCGCAUCCUGACAAACUUUUCAGGAGUUUAUAUCCUUCGAUCAAAUUCCCUCUCGCUCUGAAGCAACAGCAAAUACAAACCUACUGUCCAAUCCUCCCUAUUCUGGGCAUCAGUCUGAUAGACCUUUUCUCUGAUGUUUCUAAUGUACAAAAGUAAACCAGAUAAACAAAAUCACCACAAAUACUCUGCAGAUGCCGGGGUCAAAGCAACACACAUAACACGCUGGAGGAACUCUGCAGGUCGGGCGGCAUUCGUGGAAAUGGUCAACGUUUUGGCCCUGACAAAGGGUCUCAGCCCGAAACAUUGACUGUUCGUUUUCAGGGAUGCUGCCCGACCUGCUGAGUUCCUCCAGCAUGUUGUGAACAAAAUCACCAAUCCCCUAUGUAAUUGGGCCAUAACCCCUCUACUUUUGUAUUCAGAAAACUAUUAAAAAUCUGUAGUGUUCCAAAUGAUUUGCAUACUAGCCUUUAAUGAAUCAUGUAGAAGGACAUCCCGGUCCCUCUGCUGUCUCAUCAUUUAGUUAUUAUUUUUCCUGUCAAAAUGGAUAAUUUCACAUUUUCUCCAUAUGUACUCCAUUUUUCAGAUCUUUUCCUAUUCCCUUAUCUGUUUCUCUUUGUAGCCUCCUUGGGUAAUGGGUGUGUGAUUAAGCUGAGUUUGAGUCUAAUUUAUAAGAUUUAUAUUUGUGUUUUGUAUAUAAAAUGUAAAUUUAUUUUUAAUGAGGGUUAAGAUGAGGGAUAUUAACAUAGAUGAGAAGUAAAUAUGCAGGCAGUGUAUUCCUUAUUGGAAUGAACAAUCAUGAUCUAAUCUGCCUUCUGCUCUGGCCAGAAGAGACACAUCAUCCCUGACCAGUUUUUAAAAUACAUGUCGCAGUUUCAGGUCCUAUGUACUGUACCUUAAGGCCCAUGUCAAGCUGUUAGGCAAUUGUUAUGAGGCCGUGUCAUUUUCCUGAUUUCUUGAGGUUUUUCUUUCCUCCAUGCAGUAAUUUACCCUUGAAAGUUUCUCUCCUGGUAUAGUUCCUAUUGCUGUGCUAAGUAACUUCCUCAGUAUUUUUUAAUUCAGUCCAGUGUGAUUAUUGAUGCAAGGCCAAAAUCGAUGGCCUUUUCCGAGUUGCUCUUGAUGAUAGUGGUAGUUCGAGGCAAUGUGGUGAAUACUGGGUUACGAAUAAUGGAGGAAGUAAUGUAUUUUUAUGUCUUCAGCCGUUUCCUUCCCCCAGGCUCCCCCAGUUUUCCAGGUUCCAGGAUGCCAAUUUCAAUUGUUGCUGCUUAAAUGGAAUUGUUAUACUAAAGAUUUGAAAGUGAAAUAAUUUUUCCUUUAUCUUGGAAGAACUGACAUUAUUCAAAGAGAAGCAUCAAAAUUUUCUCACUCUUCUGACCCUUAAUUGGAUUAAUUUGUGACUGACCUCUGACCUCUCAUUCAUUCAUUUUGAUUUUUGCCAAAGCUGCCAUAUGUAAUCUGUCAGCCAUAUUUCAACAGUGACAACCCAUUGAGAAUACGUAAUUGACUAUGAAAUGCUUUGGAACACCUUUAAGCAACUUUAGAUAAAGUUUAACACAAGGAAAUCUGCAGAUGCUGGAAAUUCAAACAACAACACACAAAAUGCUGGUGGAACACAGCAGGCCAGGCAGCAUCUAUAGGGAGAAGCACUGUUGACGUUUUGGGCCGAGACCCUUCGUCAGGACUAACUGAAAGGAG
This is a messenger RNA of Hypanus sabinus (Atlantic stingray), 4301 nucleotides long. It is a transcript of the gene traf6, whose product is annotated as TNF receptor-associated factor 6. Gene Ontology annotation, biological process: regulation of apoptotic process; interleukin-1-mediated signaling pathway; positive regulation of JNK cascade. The coding region runs from base 322 to 1986 and encodes 554 amino acids. The record is from RefSeq and is a predicted model, not a curated record. The transcript has 8 exons. Gene Ontology annotation, cellular component: plasma membrane signaling receptor complex. Lineage: Eukaryota; Metazoa; Chordata; Chondrichthyes; Myliobatiformes; Dasyatidae. Gene Ontology annotation, molecular function: tumor necrosis factor receptor binding; ubiquitin protein ligase activity; zinc ion binding.